Messenger RNA from Talaromyces marneffei, 1224 nucleotides. RefSeq lists its product as uncharacterized. Gene Ontology annotation, biological process: pyruvate decarboxylation to acetyl-CoA. Lineage: Eukaryota; Fungi; Ascomycota; Eurotiomycetes; Eurotiales; Trichocomaceae. Gene Ontology annotation, molecular function: pyruvate dehydrogenase (acetyl-transferring) activity. The record is from RefSeq and is a predicted model, not a curated record. The transcript has 4 exons. Gene Ontology annotation, cellular component: intracellular membrane-bounded organelle. The coding region runs from base 1 to 1224 and encodes 407 amino acids.
AUGCUUUCCCGAUCAUUGUGGGCGCGCCAGGUUGCGCCGCUCAGGCGCCAGGUCGUUGCUGCACCUUUCGCAGCUCGUCGUUCAGUGACCACCGACGCCGCCUCAGCGCAUGCUGAGAACAUUCCUCAGGAAGAUGAUAAGCCCUUCACAGUCAGACUCUCCGACGAGAGCUUCGAGACCUACGAGCUUGACCCACCUCCUUACACUCUGGAGACCACCAAGAAGGAGCUGAAGCAGAUGUACUAUGACAUGGUUGCCAUCCGACGAAUGGAAAUGGCCGCCGAUCGUUUGUAUAAAGAAAAGAAGAUCCGUGGUUUCUGUCACUUGUCCGUCGGUCAAGAAGCCGUCGCCGUCGGUAUCGAACACGCCAUCACCCCCCAGGACAAACUCAUCACUGCCUACCGUUGCCACGGUUUCGCCCUGAUGCGCGGUGGUACCGUCAAAUCCAUCAUUGGCGAAUUGUUGGGUCGCCGUGAAGGUAUCGCCUACGGAAAGGGUGGUUCCAUGCACAUGUUUGCUCCUAACUUCUACGGUGGAAACGGUAUUGUCGGUGCCCAGGUGCCCGUCGGUGCUGGUUUGGCGUUCGCUCAGCAGUACAAUGGCGAGAAGACUUGCUCUAUUGCGCUUUAUGGUGAUGGUGCUUCUAACCAGGGUCAAGUCUUCGAGGCUUACAACAUGGCUAAGCUCUGGAACUUGCCUGUUCUUUUUGGCUGUGAAAACAACAAAUACGGAAUGGGUACCUCCGCCGCUCGUUCUUCCGCCCUAACCGACUACUACAAGCGCGGACAAUACAUCCCCGGUAUCAAGGUCAACGGUAUGGACGUCCUCGCCAUCAAGGCCGCCGUUCAGUAUGGCCGUGAAUACGCCACCUCCGGCAAGGGCCCCUUGGUCUACGAGUAUGUCACCUACCGUUACGGAGGACACUCCAUGUCCGACCCCGGUACCACCUACCGUAGCCGUGAAGAAAUCCAGCGUAUGCGCAGCACCCACGACGCCAUUGCCGGUCUCAAGCAGAAAUUGCUCGACUGGUCCGUCGUCACUGAGGAGGAGCUCAAGGCCAUUGACAAGGAGGCCCGUGCCUUCAUUGAUGAGGAGGUUGCUGUUGCUGAGCAGAUGGCUCCCCCCGAGCCUACCACCCGCAACUUGUAUGAGGAUAUUUUCGUUCGUGGAAGUGAGCCUCUUUGGAUGAGGGGUCGUACCAUUGACGAGACUUACUACUACUAA